This is a messenger RNA of Odobenus rosmarus divergens (Pacific walrus), 2553 nucleotides long. It is a transcript of the gene CD22, whose product is annotated as CD22 molecule. The record is from RefSeq and is a predicted model, not a curated record. The coding region runs from base 1 to 2553 and encodes 850 amino acids. The transcript has 13 exons. NCBI's taxonomy places the organism in Eukaryota, Metazoa, Chordata, Mammalia, Carnivora, Odobenidae.
AUGCAUCUCCUCGGCCCCUCGCUCCUGCUCCUUGUGUGGUGGGUUCCAGAAUACUUGGCCUUCUCUGACUCAACUAAAUGGAGCUUUGAGCACCCCCACACUCUCUACAGCUGGGAUGGGGCCUGCGUCUGGAUUCCCUGUCAAUACACAGCUCCACUGCGUAGAGAUCAGCUGGACAACCUGAUCUUGUACAGCAACUAUGAAUAUGACGACACCACCAAGAACUUCAAGGGGCCCAUUCUCUAUGAGAAAACAAAGUCUUUGGGGGAUGACCAUACCCCAGAGAGGGUUCAGUUCCUGGGAGACCAAAGAUCCAACUGCACCAUAAGCAUUAACCCUGUGUUGGAAAAAGACAAUGGCUGGCUGGGGCUGAGGUUGACAACGAAGGCUGGCAAAUGGAUGGAGAAAAUAGACCUCAACGUCUCUAAGACACCCCUGUCACCUCACAUUCAGCUCCCUCCAGAAAUCCAGGAGUCCCAGGAAGUCACUCUGACUUGCUUGCUGAAUUUCUCCUGCCCUGGGUACCAGAUCCAGCUGCAGUGGUCCGUGGAGGAGCCUGCCGUCACCUUGACCUCCCUGACCACCAAGACUGUCUCCACCCAGAGCAAGCUCACCUUCCAGCCGCAGUGGACGCACCACGGCAAGAAUCUGACCUGCCAACUCUGGGACCCCAAAGUAGAGCGGAUCCUCUCCGAGGAAACGGUGUUGCUGGAUGUGAAGCAUGUCCCAAAGUUGAAGAUUGAGGUCAGUCCCGAAGGAGCCAAUGUAACAGAGGGAGAGUCUGUGACCAUGACCUGCCAGGUCAUCAGCAGCAACCCAGAGUUCCGGAGUAUAGCCUGGCUCAAGGAUGGGACCCGGCUGAGGGAGCAGGAGACACUCACGUUAACUCUGUCCUCUGUGACCAGGAAGAUGAGUGGAGAGUACCAGUGUGAGGCCUUCAAUGAUCUAGGCUCAGGACAGUCGGAUGAAGUGUUCCUCCAAGUGUACUAUGCUCCGGAACCUUCCAGGGUUGAGAUCUUCUCCUCGCCAGCUAAGGAGGGAAAUAAAGUAGAGAUGACUUGUACGUCACUGGCCAAUCCUCCUCCAACCAAUUACACCUGGUAUCACAAUGAAUUAAAAGUGCCAGGAAUGACAAACAAGACCUUCCAGAUCCCAGAGGUCUUCUUCAGCCAUGCUGGGCAGUAUUCCUGCUUGGCAGAAAACAGACUUGGUCCUGGACCAAUUGGCCAGGAGACUGAGUUAGAUGUCCAAUAUGCACCCAAGGAGGUAACCACAGUGAUUCAAAACCCCACACGGAUUCGAGAAGGAGACACUGUGACCCUGUCAUGUAACUACAGUUCCAGUAAUCCCAGAGUUACCCGAUAUGAAUGGAACCUCCAAGGCUCCUGGAAGGAACAAUCACCCGGGGUGCUGAUAAUUCAAAAAGUUGCCUGGGACGCCAGGCCGAUUGCCUGUGCAGCCUGUAACCAGUGGUGUUCAUGGGCUCCCUCUGUCAACUUGGAUGUCCAGCAUGCCCCCAAGGAUGUCAGGGUCCAGCAGAUCAGCCCCCCUUCUGAGAUUCACUCCGGGCACCGAGUCCUCCUUGGAUGUAACUUCUCAAGUAGCCGCCCCAGAGAUGUCCGCUUCUUCUGGAAGAGAAAUGGAAUCUUUCUGAAGGAAGGAAAAGAACUGAGCUUUGACUCCAUCUCUCCAGAAGAUGCCGGCAAUUACAACUGCUUCAUCAACAACUCCAUAGGACAGACCAUGUCUGAGGCCAGGAGGCUCCAAGUGCUGUAUGCACCAAGGAUGCUGCGUGUGGCCAUCAGCCCAAAGGACCAAGUGAUGGAGGGGAAGAAGGCAGUCCUGACAUGUGAGAGCGAUGCCAACCCUCCCAUCUUCCAGUACACCUGGUUUGACUGGAAAAACCAGAACCUCCACCAUUAUGAUCAGAUGCUGAGAUUGGAUCCCGUGAAGAUCCAGCACUCAGGCGCCUAUUGGUGUGAGGCAACCAACCAGCUGGGCAGGGUCCAGUCGCCCCCCAGCACCCUCACUGUCUACUACAGCCCCGAGACCAUCGGCAGGCGAGUGGCUGUGGGAGUGGGGUUCUGCCUGGCCACCCUACUCCUGGUGUUCUGGGGAGUCAAACUUCAGCGAAGCUGGAAGAGGAUACGGAGCCAGCAGGGGCUCCAGGAAAGUUCCAGUGGGCAGAGCUUCUUUGUGAGGAAGCAAAAGGUCAGAAGGGCCCCGCUCUCCGAAGACCCCCACUCCCUGGGGUGCUACAAUCCGGUGAUGGAAGAUGCCAUCAGUUACGCCACCUUGCGCUUUCCUUUCGGCGAGACUGACACACCAAGAACUGGAGAUGCAGGGACCCUGGAGACAGAGAGACCUUCUCCAAACAGGGACGACACCGUCACUUACUCUGUCUUGCAGAAGUGUCGAGAGGGCGACUAUGAGAACGUGCUUCCAGACAGUCCAGAAGAUGAGGGGAUACAUUACUCAGAGCUGGUUCAUCUUGGGUUGGGGAAGCGGCCUGUGGCCCAGGAAGCCGUGGAAUACGUGACCCUCAAGCACUGA